AUGGUGCCGCAACCCCAGCACCUCUCGGCCGGCCAGCGCGGCAGCCAGGCGCGGACCCCAUCACCCCUGGCUCGCAAUGCUGCUGCAGGGCCAGCCCGUCGACCCGCCGCCCACGCCCUACAGGAGGCCAGCGGUGCCACUCCCAACUUUGAGCUGCCAACCAACCCUAUGUUCGCGGACGUCGAUCGCUGGGACGCCGAGGCGUCGACCAGCCAGCAACCCUCUACCUCGUCCCCCUUCGACUCGAGGUCCCGAUCGGUGCCUCCUCUCGCAUUCGACGGCGGCGCAUCGCUGUCGGACCGUCGGCAAAAGGCUGCCACCCGCAAGCUCCCUCCAAUAGACACGGUGCAGCGGCCCGGGUCAAAGAGGCGCAGCCUCUUUGGCGAAUCUGAGAAGCGUCCAGCGAGCCCUCACAUCACCUCGGCCACGCCCACUAGCGCGAGCCAUCACCACGCCGCGCGCGGCGGACCCGUCCAACGGAUCGCAUCGCCACAUGAUGACGUUGGCGGUGAGAGUUUCACAAUCGAACAGGCGCUCAUGCCGCGGCGCAGCUCCACGAUGACACCUCCCGUCAGGCAGACGAGCCUCAGCCGUGUCGCCGCCAACACGGCGCACUCGCUCAUGGACGCCGUCACCGGCCGGAUGUCGCCCGCGGUGCGCCACGGCCACGGCCACAGCCAUAGCUCGAAGCUAUCGGACCGCGAGAGUAUCAGCGACGACGAGGCCGGCAAGGGCCACGGGAAACGGGCAGCGGGCCGCUUCACGCCGACCGUCUACCGCAACCGCAAUGAGGCGUUCAGCGCCUACCCUCGCGGCGAAAAGUCGGCAAUGGUGUCGUUCCAGGAUGACGCCGGGAGCGAUGCAAAGUACCCGCACCUGGUGGCCGAGCCGGACGAGCUCGGCGAGGGCUUUGGUGGUCAAACCUCGUGGCGCGCCUCGCUGUCCGAGUCUCGGCGCGCGACACCCGCCGCCUACCGGCCGCGCCCGGGCACGCCGAGGAAGCGAGGCAGCGGAGGGCACGCCGAUGAUUCGACCGACGUUGUGCUGCCCGCGUCGCAGUCGUCGUCGCACUCGAUCCACAUCGGCUCGCCCAUCGUGGUGCCGCAAGCCCGGCGCGGUGCGAUCCGCCUCAAGCCGCGCAGGCGUCGGCGCUCGUCGCGCUCGUCGAGGGCGGACCUGACGUUCAGGCAGCGCUGCUACAUGUUUUGUGCCAGCGUCGCGGGCUUCCUGCGGCUGCUGGCCAACCCUGUCGAGGCGGGUCAUCGGUUGCGAGAGUGGCUGGUGGACACCAGGAUCUACUGGGACGACGCGUUUCGCGAUCCGAUUACCGGCGCGCGGUGCUGGCGUCCCGCGUGGUUGCAGGCGUACGUGCCGCUUCUCAUCUGGCUCGGCAUCAGCCUGUCGAGCACGGCCAUGGUCAUCACGUUCCACACCGAGGUCUUCACCGGCCUUGAUCGCUUGGCCGCCUACCUGCAGGAGCUAGGCCUCCGCGGACGGCUGCUACUGGGCUCUCUGAUCUUCAUCACCACGUUCCCGCCACUUCCUCUCUACUCGACGCUCAUCAUCCUAUGCGGCUUCUCGUUUGGUCUCUGGCAAGGUUUCAUCAUCAGCUACAUCUCGGCACUCUCUGGUGCCAUUGUCGUGUUCCUGCUAAGCCGGUCGCUGCUCAAGGACUGGAUGGUCGGGCUGCUCAACCAGAGUGGUGGCCUGAAAAAGGUGGUGCGAGCGAUUGAGAAGCAGCCAAAGCUCCUCUUUCUGGUCAGGCUGGCGCCGUACCCGUACAAUCUGAUGAACACGCUUCUGGCGAGCUCGCAGACGCUGACGCUCAAGACGUACACGACGUGCACGGCGCUGGCGCUACCAAAGCUGCUGGUGCACACGGGCCUGGGCACCUCGAUCAAGAACUUUGCGGCCUACAACGGUGUCGAGAACGGCAGCGGCAGCGAUGGCGACGCCAACGGCGGCGACGAUGACGGCGCCAUCGUGUCGCACUCUGCCGAGAGGGUCAAGCAGGUGGCCGGCUUCGUCGGCGUUGGCCUCUGCAUUGGCAUCUUCAUCUACCUGCUGCAGGUGGCCCGCAAGGCGGUCGAUGAGCUCGACGACGAAGGCUGCGACGACGGAUGCGACGACGGCGAGGCCUCGGAUCUGGGCGAGUCGGACGACCUGCUUUCCGGAGACUCGGGCGACGAGGGCGGCGGCGGUCAAGCCAGGGAGAGCGACGGGGUCGGGAUGGACAUGCGGGAGCGGUACGGGCCGGGCAGCCAGGGCUUCCGCAACGGCUAUGCUCCGAUCCUGGGCUCGGCCGAGGAGCGCCUGCGCGAGCAGAUGCGCCACUCUGUGGUGUCAUUUGAACACCCGCACUCGUCGCACUCGAUGGAGGACGUGGGCAGCGCCGGCGGCAGCGGCGGCGGACCAUCGAUCGACCUGGCCGAAAAGAUCGCCGAAAUGGAGGCGCACGCCGAAGGCAUGGGGCUGGAGGGCGUGUCGGGUAGCCAGGCCGAUGGCGGCGGCGUCGGCGUCGGCGGCCUGCCCGACUGGCUCCACGACGCCGAGUCGCCGUCGAGGAGCGACUAUUCCGAAGACGAGAGGCGCGGGUAG
Messenger RNA from Pseudozyma flocculosa PF-1, 2598 nucleotides. RefSeq lists its product as uncharacterized. The transcript has 4 exons. The coding region runs from base 1 to 2598 and encodes 865 amino acids. Gene Ontology annotation, biological process: mitotic spindle elongation; vesicle-mediated transport. The record is from RefSeq and is a predicted model, not a curated record. Lineage: Eukaryota; Fungi; Basidiomycota; Ustilaginomycetes; Ustilaginales; Ustilaginaceae. Gene Ontology annotation, cellular component: Golgi membrane.